Apodemus sylvaticus (European woodmouse) is the source of this 693-nucleotide messenger RNA. RefSeq names its product insulin like 6 (gene Insl6). Gene Ontology annotation, cellular component: extracellular region. The record is from RefSeq and is a predicted model, not a curated record. NCBI's taxonomy places the organism in Eukaryota, Metazoa, Chordata, Mammalia, Rodentia, Muridae. Gene Ontology annotation, molecular function: hormone activity. Bases 18 to 602 code for a protein of 194 amino acids. The transcript has 2 exons.
UGUGGUGGAGCCCAGGGAUGAAGCAGCUGUGCUGUUCUUGUCUGUUGUGGCUCGGACUCCUACUGGCUCCUUUCUCCCGGGAACAAGACCAGGACACCAGACCCAGGAAGCUGUGCGGCAGGCACCUGCUGGUAGAAGUUAUCAAACUCUGUGGCCAAGGUGACUGGAGCCGGUUCGAGAUGGAGGAGCUAACUCCUAUAACACAGUUAGUUCCCCAGUUCUCACGGAAGGUCAAAACCUUCAACCCUCACCGUUCUCCUUCCUCCGCCUGGGGAAGACUCACAAACGACGCAGCCCCUGCAGCAGCCAUCUCUCAGGAGAAAGCAGCACACUCUUGGGAGCACCAGUCACUGCCCGACUACCCGUUUGAAAAGGCAGAGUUGCCUCCUAAGACAAGAGUGUUUUCAUACCACAGUGGCAAGCCCUAUGUUAGGAGUGUAAAACUUCAGAAGAAAAGCACAAACAAAAGGAAUACCUUCAGCAGUUUACUUUGGGGGAAUCAUUCCCAAAGGAAACGCCGAGGUUUCUCAGAUAAAUGCUGUGUUAUAGGAUGCACCAAGGAAGAGCUGGCCGUUGCGUGUCUCCCGUUCGUUGAUUUUUAAACCUUAACGAUUAAACAAACAUCACUGGUGACAGAGAUGUACAAACUGUCGUAGAAACUAUGCUCACUUAAUAAAAGCUUACUAAAUCUAA